This is a messenger RNA of Pyrenophora tritici-repentis Pt-1C-BFP, 1887 nucleotides long. Lineage: Eukaryota; Fungi; Ascomycota; Dothideomycetes; Pleosporales; Pleosporaceae. The record is from RefSeq and is a predicted model, not a curated record.
AUGGUGUUGCAUGUAGAGCAUACAGAUCUGGGACUUGAUCAGUUGCUGAUUAAGCUGCACCGCAACGAAGAAGUCUCGCCAUCUUUAGUGAAGAGUAUUGCUGCACACGCUUCCACUCUUGCUGAGAACAUAUGUACAAACUACACGACCCUCCAUACAAUUCUCACAUGUCACGAAUCAACAAUUAGAAGAAGAUGGUCAAAGAAGUCAAUUUUGCUUACAGCAUGGCCGAACGUGCCUGAGUUCCACCGGCCGGAUUAUCGUGCAUUCGCAAGCACCUUUGCGACAUCUGACAACGCAGACGAGUUGGAAGAUACUCCAGUCGCAGAACGUAUCCUUCCUCCGGACGAGAACACAUGGCCAUUCAUCAACCUGGAAGACCUCUCAAAGCCUAAGUGUUUGCUGACAUUCCUCAACUCCCGUGACCGAAACCCUCCCUACUUGUUCGCAUUGACGGAAGAGUAUUUCAGUCCUCUGGCAACACUUCCACCAUGUGGUCCUAAGCCAGAACUGAAGAAGCAUUUAAAUGCUGCCAUCAGAGUUAUUGAGGAGUAUUCCGUCACCGAAGACGGCUUCUUGGUGGCAUGCAGCCAGCAUAUCCUGCAUGGCAUGUCAGAGGAAGUGCUCCUUUGUGGACAUGUUCAAGAGCAGCCACCGGCUUCCGAUCUCGAAAUGCACAGGGAUUUUGGACAAACGGACUUUUCAGACUUACUCAUGGCUGCGCCUUACAGAAACCGAAGAUCGUUAGAUUUUUCGAGGCUUCGCGAUUACUUCAGCGCCUUGUACACCAGCGCAAAAGACCAUAUCCUGGCUCUACGAGAGGAUCCAUCUUACUUUGCAGAGGUGUUUGAGGAACUCGCCUACCAUAGCCCUAAAGAGAUAGUCAUCGAAGCCUACACCAUGUUCGCCGCAUGGAAGGAACUCUAUGAAAUCCUCGACCGACUUGUAGAGGCUUUUCAAGGAAACUCGCACGAUCGUUUCUCAUGUCUGAUGGGGGAGUUUGACUGCCGGACGAGGAAUGUUUCCGUGCUAUUGUCAAAAAUGAUUCACGGAUAUCAUGCAACUGCGCCCAACAUAAGAAAAUUCUACGUUCGCGAGGAUGACUCCACUGCUAGCCCCAAGCUCAAGUUCAUGCGUGGUAGUAUUGGCACCUCUGAAGAGAUUCAGCUCAUAGUGGCGUUCCAGCAACUCUACCACACUCUAGAAAACCCUCUUCCUGACCAAGUUUUGCAUCAUAUCCUCGAUAACAUGGCAACAAUCUUGAGAAACAGCAAGCCUGCCAGAGACCUGAUGUCUCCCAGGGUUUCAGAGCUAUUCACGCAGCUGACAAUCGUCGGAGAAUGUCUCAUGCAUUGCUCUCUAUGGCGAGAAACACCAAAAGGAUAUGCUGUUGACCACGAUAUGCCACAUUCGCACGAUGAGAAAUUUCUCAAAUGGCUCUAUCAUCCCGACUGUUGUCAACUUCCGGUGCAGUCUAUCAAUCCCUUCCGCGGGAAGCUAGCAUAUCCCGUCCACAAAGUCCGCAACAGUCAUAACGUCAAGACUAUGCGUACUGUAGAGGCGAACCUAGACAAAUUCUGGGAGUGCGUCACAGGCACAUUCAACAAAUUGGCUAUCCAAGAGAAGGUCAAGAACAAGACCAAAGGCAAUGCUGCUGCUCCUAAAGUGGUAGAGCCCGCUGCUGACAGCAAUGCCCCAGCGCAUGAGACGAGCGCACCCCCGCAGACAUUCAAGCUCGACAGGCGCACCUACAAGACAAUGAGGGCAUUGUUCCACGUUUCCUGUUCCGACACCGAGGACUUCCCCAAGGCAAUAAAAUGGGAUGAGUUCAAGCGAGCAAUGGUUAGGCUAGGUUUCGCUACGGAGAAACUGCAAGGAUCCGCUUAG